Mycena citricolor is the source of this 1918-nucleotide messenger RNA. NCBI's taxonomy places the organism in Eukaryota, Fungi, Basidiomycota, Agaricomycetes, Agaricales, Mycenaceae. The record is from the annotation of a GenBank genome assembly.
CCAGAAUUCAUUUCAGAGGCAUUAUGGCCAAGCCGUCAAUACGGGGAUACAGCGAGUUCCGCAAUGUAACACUCGCCACAAAUCCUGCUGAGCUCGGAAUUGUCCACUCAGUCCCCACCGACGACACAGUCGAUCAAACAGGUGUCAAAAAACUGCCUCAUUCUGGGCAUUUCCCUUUCAGAAUAAACGCUUAUCCCGAUGGGGCCAUAUGUAAUGUUUCGAGUCUCAAUCAGUGAACAUUGAUCGCAGAAUGAUGUUUUGAUGUGACACUGUGUGACACCUGCCUGAACCUCCGAUGUCGGUCUCCAAACGCUUGCAUGUAUCAUUCACGCCCUCGGUGCCUCAAAGUGGACCGGAAGACCUCAAAAAGUCUCUGACAUCUCAAUUCUCGCGAUUCGCCACGGUCAAAUCAGUCGAUGGCGUAGGCCAGGAAGACGCUCUGGGCGCACCCAGAAAAUUUGCGUAUGUCAGCGUGGAGGGAUCUGAGGCUAGCAUCACGAAAUGUGUGAACGCUCUGAGCGGAUCCAUUUGGAAAGGCGUCCGCGUGCGCGUCGGGGACGCGCGUCCUGACUUUCAUCAGCGAAUUGCCCAGGAAAACACGGACGAGGGCGAGCCGAAGAGCCGGGGACGCAAACGCAAGCAUGGGGCUAAGCACGCCGAGGACAUGUCGCUCGUGACUGCGGAGAACGCCAAGAGCCGUCCGGGGUGGAAGGUCACCGAGAUGGGGCGCGCUGUCCGACCCAUUCGAAUGCGUCCCUCGCACCCUCUACCGCCCCCAUUAGCUACGACGACCGCCAAAACGACCGCGGGCAAGCCCAAGAAAAAACGCGAUCCUGCCUCUCGUGCGCGGAGACGCACCAUCGACCCGACGCGCUGGGACAGCGUGCAUCUCAAGGGCAUGUUUCUGGAGAACGCCAGUCUCGCCCCCAGACGAGAUCCUCCAUUGGUGGCCGAGUUACCUGCCGAGACUGUAGAGACCGAAUCAGACUCGGAUCCAGAUUCUGAAGACGAGGUCGAGGCUAUCAUGACAGUCAAAUCUCCGACAAUAGCCACCCCAGAGGAAUCAAGCCGGGAGACCUCUAUUCCAGCUCUUACCCAACCUCUGGUACCACCACUGAAACCUGUCCAAACCGUGAAUAGAGUAGCGUUGGACGCCGAGACUCCCGACGGCGAUCUCCAGGCUGAAAAAUCCAAGACCCUUGACUUCCUCAACAAUCUAUUCGCCGGGCGGGAUCGAGACUGGGAUGGGCGAGAAAGUGUCGGGUCAGACGUCGAUGAGGAGGAACUGCUCAAGAUCGGAGGCGUCAUGGAUAAUGCGGACAACGACGGGAUUGAAUAUGUGCCCAUGGAUGUCGACACCAGUCGGGCAGUAGAACCUGCUCCGAUUGCAGAGGAGCCUGUAGAAGAGGAGGAGGCCCCGCGAGCUGUCCCUCGGAAAGUCGCGCAAACAACCAAGCUCAAAGAUCUGUUUGUUACACGGGAUGACGACAUCGGAUUCUCGCUUCUCGGACAACUCGAAUUGGAUCUCGAGCUCGAUGACGAGCUAGCCCACAUUCUUCCGUCAACACCACAAGCGCCUUCCACCGCACAGCCAAUCCCAGCUGCCCAGAUCGCAGCAGUGAGUUUGCCAUCCCGAACUCGCGCACAGAUUACCCUCGAUCCCAAACAACCGCUAUUCUUCCCCCUGCCGACAUCCUUCCAAUCUGGGCUGGGCAGCACCAAAGCACGCCAGCGAGAUAUCCUCGAUGUCGGCAAGGACAAUGGCUGGAAUGUGCACUUUGUGCGGAACGAGACGGACGACGAGAUCCGCAAGAAAUGGGAAGAGCAGAAGGGCGAUCUUACCAGGGAAUGGAAUCGCCGCUGGAGGGAAGCGGGCAAGGUCAAGCGGAGGAGAGGUGCCGGGCUGGACGCUGAUUAG